This is a messenger RNA of Carlito syrichta (Philippine tarsier), 4250 nucleotides long. It is a transcript of the gene MOV10L1, whose product is annotated as Mov10 RISC complex RNA helicase like 1. NCBI's taxonomy places the organism in Eukaryota, Metazoa, Chordata, Mammalia, Primates, Tarsiidae. The record is from RefSeq and is a predicted model, not a curated record. Gene Ontology annotation, molecular function: helicase activity. The annotation marks the transcript as partial. The transcript is spliced from 27 exons.
GUGACACUAAGUUGAAGACUGUACAGGGUGUCGUGACAAGGUAUUGCAGUGAUUAUGGCAUGAUUGAUGAUUUAAUCUACUUCUCCAACGAUGCUGUGACUGGCAAAGUGCUUCUGAAUGUUGGACAGGAAGUUACUGCAGUUGUGGAAGAAAAUAAAGUAUCGAAUGGACUGAAAGCAAUCAGAGUGGAAGCUAUCUCUGAUAAAUGGGAAGAUGACAGCAAAAACCAUGGCAGAGGGCUGUUGGACUCCAGUCCCCGCAUGUUGAUUGGCUGUGUGACUUCCCUGAUGGAGGGCGCUGGCUACAUCAGUCAGACCACAUACUUCUCUCUGAAGAGUGUGUGUGAAGGCUUCAGGCCCUGCAAGGGGGACUGGGUGGAGGCCGAGUACUGGAUCCAGCCCGGCACGUGGAAAAGCGAGGCCACCUCAGUGAAGCCACUGAGGUACAAGCGUGUAGACAAGGUCUCUGUCUCCAGCCUCUGCGGGAGGAAUGGGGUCCUGGCUGACAGCAUCUUCUUCACCUUGGACUCUCUGAAAGUGCCGGCCGGGUACACACCCCAGAGAGACGACGUCGUCAGCGCAGUAGUGGUGGAGAGCAACCAGGCGUGCUACAUCUGGAGAGCCCUGUGUAUGACCCCUGUGGAAAGGCGAGGCUCUGCUCCCGUUGUUGAGACUGAGGAAGAGUCCUAUGGAGCCUUUUUAUUGAAAAACAAAGGUGAUGUUGAAGUUACAAAGAUGACACAUUUUGGGACACUGAAGGAAGGAGGAAGUAAAAUGGUGGUGAUCUGGAUAGAGAAUAAAGGAAACAUUCCUCAAAACUUGGUCAGCUGUAAACUGGCUGGCUGGGAUAAAUCUAAACAAUUCAGAUUCCAGACGCUAGAUAAAGGCCAGAAGGAGAAGAACUUAUCAGAUGAAAAUAUUAACUCUUUAAAUAGCUACAGAAAAUGCAAAACCCAUCAGACAUCAGAGAGCAGUUUGGGGAACACCAAAGGAGCCUCUCCAGGUAAUUGUCCCUGCAAAGAAGAAGAUGGAGACAAAGAAAAUGCUCGAUCCAGGAAGCAGAUGGCAGAGCCUGAACCUGAGGGCCACAUCCCUCCAGGGGGAAAAACCUUUAUCGAGGUUGUAUGUGAUGCCAAAAAUUCUGGCCGCUGCAAGGAGCUCCUCUUGCUCUGCUUUUCUGAUUUCCUAAUUGGGCGAUUCCUUGAAGUAAAUGUUGUCAGUAGCGAGGAGUCUCUAAUAGCUGUCCGCGAACCGUUUUAUUGGAAAAAGCCUAAAACUUCCCAAGUGUUGGCACCCACAAAAACAACAGUUGUCGUGACCACACAGAAAAGGAACUCAAGACGACAACUUCCAAGUUUUCUUCCACAGUAUCCAAUACCAGAUAGACUUAGAAAAUGUGUCGAACAAAAAAUUGACAUCCUGACUUUCCAGCCGCUCCUUGCAGAGCUUCUGAACAUGUCAAAUUACAAGCAGAAGUUUUCGACUUUGCUGUGGCUUGAGGAGACUCAUGCAGAAGCGGAACUGAGAGAAUAUAACAUGAGUGGCGUCACCUUAAAAAGGAAUGGGAAUUUACUGGUUCUGGAGGUCCCAGGCUUGGCUGAGAGCAGACCCUCUCUGUAUGCAGGUGACAAGCUGAUUUUAAAAACCCAAGAGUGCAAUGGACAUGUCAUCGAAUACAUCAGCUAUGUGGUUGAGAUUCAUGAAGAAGAUGUAACUCUUAAGCUUAAUCCAGAAUUUGAACAAGCAUAUAACUUUGAACCUAUGGAUGUGGAAUUUGCAUAUAAUAGGACCACAAGCAGACGGUGCCACUUUGCACUUGAACAAGUCGACCACUUAGGUGCAAAAGUGCUGUUUCCAGAAGAAAUCAUUUUACAGUCUCCCCAAGUGACAGGAAAUUGGAAACAUGCAGAUGACACCAAAAAUGAUGGACAGUCCACCUCUAAGGUAAACAGGAAAAGCGUGAAGGACCAAACCAAACAUGGAAGUAUGGAGAAACCUGUUGGUGCCAAGGACCCCCUGGGGAUGGCGGCCUUUGCUGCAGAGACCAGUGUUCUGGUAGAUGGAGCCCAGACACCCACAGCAAGAGAGGAGUUUUUCAAUCCAGUGCUAAAUGAAAAUCAGAAGUUAGCAGUUAGAAGAAUUCUGAGUGGCGACUGCCGCCCCCUCCCGUAUAUUCUCUUUGGACCUCCUGGGACUGGAAAGACAGUGACAAUCAUAGAAGCUGUCUUACAGGUGCACUUUGCCCUGCCGGACAGUCGGAUUCUGGUCUGCACACCCUCCAACAGCGCCGCUGACCUCGUGUGUUUGCGGCUGCACCAGAGCAAGGUGCUGCGGGCAGCCGCCAUGGUCCGCGUGAACGCCACCUGCAGGUCUGAGGAGACCAUCGUUGAUGCCAUCAAGCCAUACUGCAGGGAUGGGGAAGACAUCUGGAAAGCCUCACGCUUCAGGAUCGCCAUUACGACAUGCAGCAGUGCUGGGCUCUUCUACCAGAUAGGAGUGAGAGUCGGACACUUCACACAUGUGUUUGUGGACGAGGCCGGGCAGGCGAGCGAGCCGGAGUGCCUCAUCCCUCUGGGGCUGGUCUCGGAUGCCAGCGGCCAGAUCAUUCUCGCUGGAGACCCCAUGCAGCUGGGCCCGGUCAUUAAGUCCAGACUUGCCAUGGCCUUCGGGCUGAAUGUGUCCAUGUUGGAGCGGUUGAUGGCUCGACCUGCCUACCUGAGGGACGAAGAUGCUUUCGGUGCUUGUGGCGCAUACAACCCCCUGCUGGUCACCAAGCUCUUGAAGAACUACAGGUCCCACGAGGCCCUGCUGGCGCUGUCCUCCCGGCUUUUCUAUCACGGGGAACUCGAAGUCUGUGCAGACCCCAGCGUGGUGAGCUCUUUGCUGGGCUGGGAGAAGUUGCCCAGGAAAGGCUUUCCUCUCAUCUUCCAUGGUGUGCGGGGCAGCGAGGUGCGGGAAGGAAGAAGCCCAUCAUGGUUCAACCCGGCUGAGGCUGUCCAGGUCUUGCGCUACUGCUGCCUCCUGGCCCAGAGCUCCUCCAGACAGGUGUCUUCCAGUGACAUUGGUGUCAUCACUCCCUACAGGAAGCAGGUGGAGAAAAUCAAACUUCUUUUGCGAAAUGUUGACCUGAUGGACAUAAAGGUCGGAUCGGUGGAGGAGUUUCAAGGGCAAGAGUAUUUGGUUAUCAUCAUUUCCACGGUGCGGUCAAAUGAAGACAGAUUCAAAGAUGAUCGAUACUUUUUGGGUUUCUUGUCCAACUCGAAGAGAUUUAAUGUUGCAAUCACCAGGCCCAAAGCUUUGCUGAUCGUGCUGGGAAACCCCCACGUUCUUGUCCAAGAUCCCUGCUUUGGUGCUCUGCUGGAAUACAGCAUCACGAAUGGGGUUUACACAGGCUGCAACCUCCCGCCCGAGCUGCAGCCACUGCAGAGGGGCGGGGACCACUGGUUGUCCGAACUGCUCCUGUCCACCCUGACCUCGGCACGCACUGGCCUGUUGCUGCCUCAGGAUGGCCACUGCUGCUGCCACCCCAGAAAUAAAUGCUCGAUCUUGAGCCAGCUGUGCGCUGGGCUCCAGGCAAGACCUCCAGCUCUGCUCAGUAGGGAGCCGUGGGCCCCUGUGCAGAAGCCCGUGGUGUCUGAGGCUCUGCCUGGGGUACUCAGGCCUGCCCUGGGCCCAGUGCUUUCGGGAGGGGCAGCUGCCUGGGAUCUGCUGCAGCCGCUGGCCUCACGCCCCACCACUCCUCGUCCUCUAGGCUUCACUCCCAGGAGAGAGGUUUGCUCUGUUUCCCUUGGAUGUGGCUUCUGCCUCGGGAGCAGAAGCCACCGUGGUCUGCAGAAGUGCCCGGUGGCAUCUCUCCACCGGUCUGUGGUGGCACGCAUUUGGAUCCAUGGCUCCUGGAAGCGUGGCGGGGGGGCGUUGCAGGCAAAUGGUCUCUGCGUGAAGCGUGGACAGCAGGUGGGCAGCCCUCCGCGUGAGCUGCUGCAUCUAGGAACCAAGGGCUUCUCCAGAAGGAGCUGCUGGGUGCUCGGAGCCCAGGCAGAGUCCCCAAGGCCGAAGUCAGCAGCAGCCCGUGCUCCUGGGCAGAAACACUUGCUUGCCUGGCAGGAGCCUGGCGUAACAAGGGAGCUCACAGCCUCUAAGCGCCCUCCUGCCCCCAGCAGGAGUGAUGGGCCGGUGGAGCCUGGGAGACAGCUGUCAGGCCCUAUGCACCAGCCCCGCGGCUCUGCAGGUGGCAAGUUCCCUCCAUACUAG